AUGUGCCAAAGACACGCCGGCACGUCUUUGGACCCCAGAGGGUUAAACUCUGAAACUGCACUUGGCUCCUCACUUGCCUUUGUCCCGCCAAGACAGAACGACCAACCACAAUUGGAUCCAGCAGAAAUCUUGUCAGAGGAUUCCCCAGUCGAGGAAUAUGCUGAGGUAUUCGUGGACCUGUGUAACCAGGUCAAUUUUGGAGAGAAGGCUCUCAAGGACAUCUUCAGGUAUGGACUAGAGAAAAACCUGCGCUACUCAAUGCAGAAUAGCCGAGAGAUUGGAUCUUUGUCGGAUUUCGUCAACUUGGCGUUGCUCCUGGGCGGGUCCUCGGUAACCAUGGGCAGUGGAGAGACAGAAGCCGGCCUUAAAUAUUUUUUUUUGGGGGGGGGGGGCAGCAAGCAUCGAGGUCCGUGGGCUUCGGGGCCAAACCAGCCACGGACGCCCAAAUGCCCUACAGUGCCUCCGUCCAGCCCAGUCCCGUGCACACCUGUGAUCGAGCCGGUUCACAUGGCUACCAUACCAGCAAGCUCGGCUGAGGCCCGUGCCCCGAUGAGGUCGGUUCGGGUGGCCGGCAUCCCUAAGCCGUCGGCCUCACCAGCCGCACCGACCUGGUCAUCGGAACCAGAUGAGCCGACCGGGUCGUUGGAACCAACCGAACCAGCCAGGUCGACGGAACCAGCCGAACCAGCCGGUUCAACGGAACCAACCGGGCCAAAUGGGUCGCCGGAACCAAGUGAACCAGCCAAGUCGCCGGAACCAAGUGAACCAGCCGGGUCACCGGAACCAAGCGAACCAAACGAACCGGCCGGAUCAACGGAAACAGAUGGGCCAACCGGGUCUACGGAACCAGCCAAACCGACAGGGUCGACGGAACCAGCCAAACCGACCAGGUUGACGGAACCAGAUGGGCCAACCGGGUCGACGGAACCAGCCGAGCCGGCCGGGUCUUCAGAACCAGAUGGGCCAACCGGGUCGAUGGAACCAGCCGAACCGACCGGGUCGAUGGAACCAGCCGAACCGACCGGGUCGAUGGAACCAGCCGAACCGACCGGGUCGACUGAAAUGACGGAGUCGGAUAACGCAGUCGACAUGGAUAUACCCAAGCUCCCUGAACUCUCUGCCUGGCCUGAACCAACCAAUUUUCCUGUUUUAUCUGUCCUGUGUUUCGUUCCAUUGGAUUUGCCAGCCCCUCUACCUCCUGUCCCUGUUUACAGGCUCAGAGCACCCCCAGCACCACCAUGGGUUGCAAUCACGGCCAGCUCACUGAGCGCAUCGGCAGCCCUGCCCUGGUCUCCAGCCCUGCUCUGGUCUCUGGCUCCGCCUGCGGCACCGCCCUGGUCUCCGGCCUUGCUCUGGUCUCUGGCUCCGCCUCCAGCACCACCCUGGUCUCCGGCCUUGCUCUGGUUUCUGGCCCCGCCUCCAGCACCACCCUGGCUGCCAAUUCGGCUUUGGUCCCUGGCUCGACCCGUGGUACCACCCUGGCUCCAAGUCCUGCCCUGGUAUCUGACUCUGCCUGCGGCGCCGCCCCGGCCACCUGCCCUUCCGGCUCCGCCAUGGCCACCUGCCCUACUGGCUCCACCCUGGCCUCCUGCUCUGCCUGAUUGUUCAUCUGUUUCUUGUUUUGGAUUAUUAAACUCUGAAACUGCAAUUCGAUCCUCACUCGCCUUUGUCCCGCUGUGACAUAUAGAGUUUUAAUGUCACUAAAUACAAAUGUUCUGUGCUGUGUGGCAUUUGCUCAGUGUUUCAAAUGAUCUGUAACUAAGUUCCAGUUCUGAUCACAUUUCCAUUCUUCUUCUUCUUGACCUGAGUGCAGCUUUUGAUUCUGUAGACCAGGAUAUUCUGCUACACAGACUUGAACACUGGGUAGGUCUCUCAGGACCAGAACUAAACUGGUUCACAUCAUACUUGUGUGCUAGACAGUUUUAUGUUCAAUUGUGAAGUCAAUCAUCAAGACAACAUGAAAUUUCAUUUGGAGUAAAGAAGAUACAGAAAAACUUUUUCUACAUUCAAUCAUUCCAAGUAGAUUAGAUUAAUGUAAUGCUCUUUUAUGUAUUUCACAAAAAAAAACCCUUUAUACAUUACAGUUAGUAACCAAAUCACUCCUAUUGUAC
Messenger RNA from Tachysurus fulvidraco (yellow catfish), 2111 nucleotides. RefSeq names its product leucine-rich repeat extensin-like protein 5. The record is from RefSeq and is a predicted model, not a curated record. The transcript has a single exon. NCBI's taxonomy places the organism in Eukaryota, Metazoa, Chordata, Actinopteri, Siluriformes, Bagridae. Bases 1 to 1680 code for a protein of 559 amino acids.